This is a messenger RNA of Porites lobata, 6091 nucleotides long. The record is from the annotation of a GenBank genome assembly. Lineage: Eukaryota; Metazoa; Cnidaria; Anthozoa; Scleractinia; Poritidae.
GCCAACCUUUUUGAACAGGAAUCAAUUUUGAACAGCAUAGAAUUAAGCUUGACCACACAACACGAAGAUAACAUGACAAGAAAUCUCUCAGGAUAUGAUCUCAAGGUAGACCCCAUAAAGACAGAUGGAAACUGCUUCUUCAGAGCAACGGCUCGACAGUUACAAAAACACUUAGUACAGGGUUUGGAAUUGCUAAGUUGUCAACAUAUUUCCUCGUUGGGUCUUGGAAUUAAUGAGGAACGAGACACUGAGAACCUAAGGUUUCUCUUCGUUUGUGAAGUCACGGAAAAAAUCGAUGAGUACAACCAGAGUGGACAACCAGCGACUAACUUGCAAAGGAAAUUGAACUUUUUAAAAAUGAUGGUCAUUUUGCUAGUGAACUUGGCGACAUCUGUGCAAAGGCCUGUACAAAUCUGCUCUGCAGCCCAAUUGUUCUAAUCACAGCCUUAUCAACUGUCCCUUCCAUUCUGUUCCUACCAAAAUAUUUCCUCACUGCUAUACCUAUUUACUUGGCGUAUGACCAUUCAGGUCCAGGGCAUUAUGACGCGACGAGAGGUAUGUAGUGACAAUUCACAUAUCUUAAACACUGUUGAGCAGAGAACUCGUGAACAAGUUUUCUGGAUAUUGUAAAUGACCUAAUUGACGCCCAAUCUGAAAUAAACGCUCCCCUGUCUAAGAUCUUCUAAAUCACACCCCCUCCCCCCCAGUGAUAGUUAUUCCAAAAUUAUAAGGAAUGAACAGAAAUGAGUAUGAUAAUUUAAAAUGCUAUUUAUGAACCAAAUGAUAAACUCCCUUGAUAAUUUCUCUGAAAGCUUAUUCAGUAGUUAGGCAAAGAUUCUGUCCAUUUAACGCUCUAGUCUCGUUGACUCCUGGAACUAAGUAAACGCCCUACGCGUCUAUUAGAUCAUUUACGGUAAGUUUUCUACGAACAAGGAAAAUUACAAAUAUAUUUACUUGAAGCUUGAUAAAUUUUAUUCGUGUAACGGGACAACUCAUUUCCAUCUUUUCAGACGCAUUGAAACAAACAGGGCCCUUUACUAGGAAAGGGGUCCUGAGCGUCAGGGCACUUCGGUUUAUUAUGUUCCUUACAUUUAUUUACGAGUAUGUAUUUUUCCUGCCUGUUCCAACUGAAUGCUUUUUUAUUUUUUUUUAUGAAUGGAUUUCAAAGCUUUCUUUUAACGUUACUUUUGGUCAGUUCUUCUCAUAAACACUCACAAAAGCACGCUGAACUCCAAGCUCAUUUAAUGUCCGGUUAUUUCUCUGGCUAACAGAAAAGCAGUUUCUGGUUUGUUCAUUUAUGACCAUUCAUUGUUUGUAUUUGAGAACUCUUGUUCAUAGAGUGAUAAUAUAGAGCAAACAUUUACCUCGAACAGUAUUAUAGAAAAGAACUAUUGUUCUUACAUUUUGUGUUCUUCCCCUCUCUUCGCAGAUUUACUGGAUAUGAAUGAUGAUUCCCUACAAGGUAACCUUUUCAGCACACGUUGUACCUGUGGCAAGAAUGUUAAAGAUCCUUCCAAAAUUGCUUGUACUACUGCGAGAUGCCCAUGCAACAAGCAAAGUCAAGCUUGUUCAAGGAAAUGUCGCUGCUACAAUUCCAAGAAUGAAACCAACACUAAAUUCGUUAGACCAAGCGGUAUUAAAACGCGCAGACGUAACGGCGGGCCGUGUGCAUAUGGUAAAAAUUCACCAAGGAAGAUACAGACCGUGUGUCGUGCAAAGAUGGCAAAAGAAAAAUGAAGUGUCCAUGUGCUACAGAAGGAAUCGGAUGCACCGAGAGGUGCAAAUGCCGCAACUGCGGAAAUACGAUCCAAACAGGAGUUUGCACUGCACUGGGCACAGGAAGAAAACGAAGAAGAGAAACGGUAUCCAGCUACAAGAGAAAAUGUGGAACUGAAUUUUUGACGAGCCAAAAUGUCCUCGUGACCCAGGGACCAUGGAGAUUGAUGGAAACGUUGUUUAAUUGUUUGUGAAGAACUUCUAGUGUUUAACGAACUUCCAAUUAAUUCACUUAACGUUGCGACGUUGUACAACUUUGUAGCAGUGUCUGAUAAACUCGAGGAGUUGUCUGCAAGGAAAUCUACUUCUCAAGUAUCUGCGAAGAUUAAACACUUAACCAAAACACAACAUGAACAGAUUAUACUUUCGUUCACGAAAAACUGAAACUUCAGUUAUGUUUUUGUGAAAGGGUCUACGAAAGAGUGAAUAAGGGACGGCGCGUGCACACAUUAUUGCUAGCCUACAGAGCAAGUUUCCUGUAGGUUAGUCUUUGAUAAAACUGAUAACUUUAAGAGACAGAGAGGACAUCAGAGGAAAGAAAAGAGCAUUCCUUCAUCUCCCUAACCAGUCCUAUGUUCAUCUUUAGUAGGGUUAUUGUUUCUUUUCUCGGCAUAGAAAUCUGACCAAUGGUGGUAUGAUUAUGCGGUUUAUGUUUAGAAUUAGGAAUUACUUGUAUCACCGAGGCAUGUACCAGGUAUUUUACCCUUUUCAUGGUUUGUGUGCCAGUCGUUUUACAAAUGGCACAACAAAUGGUAAUGGGCAUGAGAUUAAAUGUAAAACUUCAAAGCUAAGGAUCGUUGUUGCUUUUACAGAAUUGUUGAACAUCCUGUUAAAAUAAAUUUUUACAAAUAAAACGUUUGCCAAGUUAAAUUUUUGGACAAAUAUUUAUAAUACGUAGGUUAAAGAGCUUCUCUACAAACGCUCAUGGACACCUACUCAAUUCUCCCAAUCCUUGCCCAUGAAAAUUAUAUUUGAAUCCUUCUUCGUGUCGAGCGAAGUCUUGGCCAACAUCUCGGUCACCCCUUUACGAAACAUGGGUGUUCGCAUGUUGAGAAAACAAAAACUUUUUAGAUUUGAAAGAAUGAUAUGGAAGAAUAAUAAUAAAGAAGACUUACAUGUUAAUUCUCGUGGGGAGGCGAUUAUUUCAAAUGUUGCACAGUGGAAGUCGUGCCCUACAUAUUUUGUUUUAUGAUCCCAUUAAACCAAAAAAUUAUCAGUUCCUUGAUUAAUUUUCAGAGCUUGAAUCGUCACAUAUUUUCAAUAUGAUCUAUACUACAGCAUAAAUAACUGCGAUCAAUUUAUGUACGCUGACGAUCAUCAACUACACACAUAUGAUCACUCGCUUUGCAAUGUCGUGUCAGCCUAAACAAUGAAGCAGUGAUAGCGACUGACUGUACGGAAGCAAUGUCCUUCUAAGAAAGAAAAGUUUCAAGAAAUAUUCUUAGGGACCGACCAUUAGAAAAGUUAUGGAAGGGGGGGGGGAAUUUUCGUUAUGAAAUUCCUUGCACGAAUUUGAGGCCUUCGCGUGAUUAUUUUUAGCGUUAAUUGGCGUGCAAAAGUAUACCAAGACACUCAAGCACGCCAAGUAACUGAAGUAGGCCAAGACACAAAAGAAAGCCAAGACACACAAGUAGGCCAAAGCUGGUGGUCAAAUUUCAGUGUUCAAUGUUAGCGAUAGUCGUAAAACAUUUAUCAAUAAUAAUGAAUAAAUCAGUAUAUAAGGGUUAUGGCUUUCAACGUUAAGGGUGCGGCGGGAUUUUCUAACAUUCUAAUAUAUUUAGUGUGCUUACAUAUCACUUGCAUGAAUAGCACAUUAUUCUCGUAAAAAAUAAUGAUAGUGUGAUAUUGAUGUCCUACCCUCCCCCUAAGUACAUGCUUCCAUUGAACAAACUUGAUAUAUACAGGUAGAAAACACACAUCAAAGAGUGGAUGGCAUUAUUGCAGACUUUUGCGAUAGAAAUGUUUGUGCAAAUCAUCCACUAUUCUCUAGCGAUGCAAAGGCAAUCCAAAUUUUUCUCUAUUAUGACGAUGUGGCAGUUGUAAAUCCUCUGGGAAGUAAAACUUCCAAGCACAAGUUUGGUAAGUCUAAUCAGUUAUUCUUUAAAAAAAAAUACUCUGUUCACCAAUCAAAUAGUCAGUCGUUUGGCUUGUUUCAGCUCUUACUUUCAUAGCAGUUACGUUGCCAAUAGAAUUGUGUUACGUUUGUUUGUAAGGAGAUACGUAGUGUGAAAUCUUCAUAGUAGUGACCGGCUAGUUAAGGGGUAAGAGUGUGUGACAUUACAAAACUAUGCAAUCUUUCCAGUCCAACUCAGAACUUAUUUACUUUGAUGUUGACACGUUGACACCAAUAAUUAUUAAUUCUGUGGAACAAUGGAAUAAUACAUUUAUUACUUAACAUGAUCAGUUAUUAGGUUCUGGGAUCAUUCAAACAGUUAAUGGUUAGAUUCUUCUUAGCAAUGACAUUGGUUCUGUUUUCAUCUGCUUAUUGGAUUGUUUAUGUUGUAAUUCAAUUUUAUCACUUUUUGAAACCAUUAUCAUACAUUACCAUACCUAAAUACAAAGAAAAAUAAGUGUGAAGCCAAGGAUGAAAUUAGGCUCUAACACACUAUAUUUCAAAAUUUGUUGCUAAGAUUGAGCUCUCUUGUCAACAUUAGUAGGAGGAGCAAAUAUGACAUAUUGUCUUUAUUUUACAGGAGUUUUCUACAAUACUCCGGGUAACAUAAAUCCAUUGCACCAGUCACAACUCAAGUGCAUUCAAAUAGUGUCAAUUGCAAAAUGACCUGUUAUCAAGAAGUAUGGAAUCAAUGUCAUUCUACAAGCAUUUAUGCAUGAUCUGUCCUUAUUAGAGCAGGUACAAUGGAUAUAACAAACUGAUAGAAUUGUCUUGGUUCAAAUUCUCACCUCCUAAGACUGAACUCUAACAACAUCACUUAAAGAGAAGAGAAAGCGGAUUUUCUUUUUUUUCACUUAUUGAAUUCUGUUUUUCAAACCGAGAGAGGUUUAUCAAAAUUGGUGUUACCAAUGACAGCAGUGUGAUGAUGCCGUUAAUAGUUUGGCAGUACCAACAACUACAAAUAUUGACUUGUAUUCCUCACUGAAUUAGGUUACUUAAAGUUCACAAUACAAUUUAAACAGCUAAUAUAAUCAUAACUAAGAAUAUUCACUAGGUUUAAUGUAUAUGUAUUUAAUUACAUUUUAUUGUAAUAGGGGAUAUAUCUAUCUGUGCUUUAGAAUGAUUUUAUUUGACCCGUGAAAUAGGUAAUAGAAUACUACGUACUAUUAUGCACUAAAUCUAUCGUCUUCUUUCGUUUACCUCUCGCUGUAAUUCACUAGUUGUUGGUAACUGUUUGUUGGGUCAAGUAAAAUGAUUUUAUUAAAUAUGUCAGUGAAUGGAUAUGACAAUGCAGCGCAUCAUUAAAAUUUUAGUUUUGAAAUUCUAUUAUUUUUCUUCGUAAGGAUGGUGGGCACCAGUUUACUAUAAAUGGGCAUCUAAGGUCAUUUGCAGGCACCUUAGCAUUUUUAUCUGGAGACAACUUGGGAUCCAAGACAUUGGAGGCGUUAAGAUUGGUCCUGCUGCAGCACUGAAAGGUAGGGAGUGCAUGGGGGAUGCUGAGUAUAUCAAAACAAUGGUAUCUCAUUCAUGAUUUAUUUUACUCUCUGGUUGGAAGUAAUUUAUUAAUAAAUUUUAAUACUAAAGCUGAAUAGCAAUGUGCAGAAUCAGUCUGAUUUGACAGACAGAAAUGACAAGCUACUUGUUAAUUGCCAAGUUCCUCAAUUAUGCUUUCAAUGUCAUUAAACGCUGUACUCAACUAUUUUAAAAUGUUACUUAAAAGACGGCAUAGCCUAUAGCCUUUACUUUAGGAGAAAUAGAAACAUGUUAAAAUUAGACAAAUAUAUGUUUUAUUAAUUCUCAGAUUCCAUAUCCUUCCUAAUAACCUUUUUUCAGUUUUCAGAUGAUCUUCAGUUGAGAACUCGCGAUGGUUACAAUAACAACUGCACAUCCAUUGAGCUUUCAGAUGCUGAUGUAACGGGUGUUUAUGGCAUAAACCAUCGUUCCAUUUUGAACCAGUCUCGUUAUUUUCAUGAAGUCGAAGGUCUCCCAGGAGAUACGAUGCAUAAUGUUUUGGAGGGGGUUCUUCAAUAUGAAACCAAGGAGUUCCUCAAGUAUGUCAUUAACAAGCAAAGUUACUUCUUGUUAGACUAGCUCAAUCAGUGGAUCCAACACUUUUACUUUGGAUGUGCUGAUGCUUCAAAUAAGCCUUCAUCUAUUGGAAAUCAAACUCUUAACUCUACAACUAACUCACUCAAACAGAAA